Thamnophis sirtalis is the source of this 3169-nucleotide messenger RNA. The record is from RefSeq and is a predicted model, not a curated record. NCBI's taxonomy places the organism in Eukaryota, Metazoa, Chordata, Lepidosauria, Squamata, Natricidae.
GUUGUGGCAACGAAGAGGAAUAUUUUUUUUUUUUUGCCUUUCGCUACUGAAACAGAUCACUGCGUAUUACCAUUUUUGCAAAUAUGGAGUAGAAAGGAAGAUGAAAACAUGCCCAGACCAACAGCAGUCACUGUUACUGUGGCUACCCUAUUUGGCAUUGCAGCAGGAAGUCUAGCUGUCUGGAGGGUCAUCCAACGUCGAAAACAUAAAACCUGCCUUACACCAAGUCAAGGAGGAAAUAUUAAGGAAUGGGAAAAGAAAAAUAUCUCAGAAGACAUUUUUCAUUCAUUUUUACCUUCUCCCACAAUUUGUUGGCUGGAGGAGAUCCUUGAGGCAAAAGUAAUAAUCAUUUCUGAGGCAGAAAAGUGGCAUGAAGUGGAACCCAUAUUAACAAAAGAGUUGGAAUGUUGCCCAGUCCUUGGAAUUGACUGUGAGUGGGAGAUCUCCCUUGUAUGAUAAUUGCUUCUUGCAUGCUCCAGAUGGGCAGCCUUUAUGUACAUGUGAUCGCAAGAAAGCCCAGUGGUAUCUGGACAAAGGCAUUGGAGAAUUAGUAAACAUGGAGCCAUUUACUGUGAGAUUAAAGUUUGAGCCCUCUGGACGCCCUGAAUCAACUGUGGAUUAUUACUUGACAGUCAAAGAAAAUCUGUGUGUUGUGUGUGGCAAAAAAGAAUCUUACAUUCGAAAGAACAUUGUACCUCACGAGUACCGGAAACACUUUCCCAUUCAGAUGAAAGACCACAAUUCCCAUGAUGUGCUCCUUCUCUGCACCGCGUGUCAUGCACUCUCUAAUUACUAUGAUAAUCAUCUCAAGCAACAACUGGCUGAAGAAUUUUGUGCCCCUAUUGGUUGCGAGGAGGGCGUUCGCUUGCUCGAAGAUCCCACCCGCAGAUUAGUCCGGUCGGCAGCUAGAGCGCUUGUGAAUGCAGACAGCCUACCUGCUGCCAGGAAGGAAGAGCUGUUGCAGCUGAUCAGGGAUUUCUUUGCAUCUGACACGGUUUCCCCAGAGAUGGUGCAGGAAGCAGCUGGACUGGAAACCAGGAUUUUUAACGAGAACUAUGUACCACAUGGCUUGAAAGUGGUUCAGUCUUUUGCUCAAGGGGGCUUAUAUGCUCUCAUGGGGCUGGAGAAACGUUGGCGCCAGCACUUCUUGGAUGUUAUGCAGCCCAAGCAUCUCCCAGCACAAUGGUCUGUUGAUCACAAUCAUGACAAGUUGAUCAAGAAAUACGGGGAGACUCUCCAGAUUGAACUUUCAUGAAGGUGAAAUGAUGAAACUGGAAAAUAUAACAGAGACUUACUAUUUUCCUUCCCCCUCACGUUGGGAUUAACAAGAUUCUACCCAGAUAAUUACAUUGCGAAGGAAAUCUCACCAGCAUUGCCAGUUAAAACUAUUUUAAGCUAAAAGGUGGUUUUAAGACUUUUUAAUUGUUUUGAAUUACAAUUUGAAUGUUUGUUCUAUAAAGAUCACCAUAGCCAUAUCUUCUUAGGAAAGGCCUCUGUACAUAUGUGGACCACUUCUAGCCUUUCAGAUGUUGCUUAUGCAGUGCACUCACCGUUUGUCAUCAUUGGCCAUGGACACAGAAGACUGCAUGAAACAUCUGGAGGCUUUCAGGUUUUCCAUCUCUGUUUUAUCUUGAAGGUACCAUUAAGGGGGAAGAAGAGCAUCAGGUAUUUUUUUUUUAAAAGAGGAUUUAUUUGUCUAGCAGCAAUUAUAUAUCACUCAAAGCCCAUGUUUAGCUAUUGAAACUCAUGUCAGACCUGUCCCAGCUUGAAGAAACACCCUCAACUCCAUUUGUAGCAAAAAGGUUACAUUUACUAAAGCCAAGUGAUUAUAGUUAUGCAAAGCCAGAACUAAGAGUUUGUGUGCAAAGAUUCCCUAAUUAACUUUCCCUUCUUGUGUCCCAUCCCCCUGGUAUCACCCCAUUGGCCACCUUACUUACUGGUGAGCAUCGUUUCCAGUUAUUCUGUUCCUUCCUUAAGUGGAUGGUUCUAGUCAGUAAUGAUGGGGAGAGGAAAAUCAGGUUGGUUGGUUAGGGAAGGGGUCCCCACCCUCGCCACGGCCCGGUACUGGUCUAUGACCUGUUGGGAACUGGGCCACUGCCAGUCCAUGGAGCUGGAAAGGUUGGGGACUGCUGGGUUAGGGGAUGAUGGAGGACUCAGAAAUGGACUUUAGUACUGAGUAAUAGCCUUGCUCCCUGUUAGCACUUUUAUAAGAUAGUCAAGACUAUUUUUGGAACAGAUAUUUAGGUGUUAGGUCUCUUAGUGUUCAACAGAUUGGGUGGUUCUUUCUAUUCUAAAUUUACUGUUAUUGUUGGGUUUUUUUUUGUUGGUUUUGAUAUUUAGUCUAAAUUGUCAUAAGUUAGGUUGAUGGGAUAAAAGUGCUUGUAAUAAACAAAUAAUGAAUAAAUAAGUUAAUUACCAAUGUUUGCAUCUUUCAUGUUCAGACACAGAUAAAUUAAUAUGGCAAGGGGAAAACUUAUAAUAGGAACCCUUUGUUGGAGGCCCAAUUUUCUAUAUGCUACUGGAUUUUUUAAAAAUAGAAUUGCUUUUGGUUACGUAAUCCCCAAUUUGUUAUCUGAUAUUAAUGCCUAUUCACGGUUUUAACACUCAGUCCUCUCUUGAAGUGUUGAUGCUGGCGAAAAAAGAAGGAAAAGUUCAGUUGAAAAUUAUAAUUGGAUACAUGAAAAAUACAGAGAUGCCUCUGUUCUCCACAAGCAGAUAUUCAGCUGCUAUCAAAAGCCCUGACAGAAAUGCCAUGUGCAAGCAGUUGAGACAGAUCAUCUUGGAGGGUCAUGUCAGUACUAUAAUGGUUUUGUGAACCAUAUAGCCUUUUCAAAUACAAAUUUAGCUCUUCGGGGUCUUGAAGCUUACCGGAAUUGUACUGACAUCUGAACUGAUGAAAUGCUGUGUGAAAUAUUUGAUUUUUCUUCUUGGCUUUGAAGAGAGAGAGAAAAAAACCACAAAGAGAUUAUUAGAGAAAGUUACUUUGUAGUGUGGGUGCAGAAGAUGGUGGGAAGGGGUAUAAAUCUACGAUUCUCCCUACUCAUAAUACACUGUAAGGUCUAAUGUAAUUAUCCUGCUGUUUAAAAAAUGUGCUACUACCGAUUUCAUUCAUCAUUAAUAUUUUUAAGCGUCUUAAUGUUCUUUUUAAAUUAAAGCUUUUAAAAACCUA